Drosophila persimilis is the source of this 456-nucleotide messenger RNA. RefSeq lists its product as uncharacterized. The record is from RefSeq and is a predicted model, not a curated record. Bases 1 to 456 code for a protein of 151 amino acids. The transcript has 4 exons. Gene Ontology annotation, cellular component: membrane. Lineage: Eukaryota; Metazoa; Arthropoda; Insecta; Diptera; Drosophilidae. Gene Ontology annotation, biological process: sodium ion transmembrane transport.
AUGUUGUCAAAUACCAAAUGCUCCGUUUUCCGUGGCCUUGUGCUCUGCCUGUGCCUCAACGUGAGCUUCGCGAAUGUGGUGCGCUUCCCACGAGAACUGGACCGCUAUGGAUCGGCGUAUCUGGUGCCGUAUGUGGUUUUGCUCUUUCUAGUCGGCCUGCCCAUGAUGCUGCUGGAGAUAUCUGUGGGUCAGUUUCUGGGACAGGGGGCGGCGCACACUUGGCGCGCCUCGCCCAUAUUCAAAGGCGGCAUGCAACCCCCGCGUUAUAACUUUAAGCUGCGCGUGUGCAUGUGCAGGACCCCCGUGCCACACGGAACCGCCUCCUCUCCGUCCCCGACCCAGCCAUCAGUGGGUAGACGGGCAUCGGUAGCACCAGCUCCGGGUCAGGCCAAGGCCGACUUCCAACACGGCCAAUGGCCAAUGGCCAAUACGGGCCAUCAGUCCAUUAGAUGGUAA